CUUCUUCUUUUCCUCUCUCCCUCUCUCUCUCUCCUCAGUCAUCUUGUCCAUUUCUACUGAGGCAAAGUAAGUUCAUCCUCUAUUUAUGUGACUGUCUUGUUUCGUUGCCUGUUACGAUUCUUGCCUAUCAUUCCCCGCAUACCUAAGGAGCUGCACUCUCUUCUCCAACUGUGCUACGAUCACCAGCGUAGCAAUGUACUACAUAUCAUGUCUCAGCUGGUUAUGACGAGGGGAAAAAAAAAAAAAAAAAAAACUAAUAUAUUGUUAGACAGUUGAUCAGGUUCACAUCCGCCAUGGCCGCAGAACGUUUGACCUCCAUCCUGAGCCACCUCAGGCCUUCGGGAAGCAAGGGUGUCGCUGCUAUGUGCAUAAUAUCAGACUACAAGACGCACGAGGAAGCCAGCACCCAGAAAACCCCCGAUGAUGUCGUCAUUACACUUGCUCUGCGCACACCCCUCACCAAGGCCAUGAAGGGCGGCUUCAAGGAUACGGACCUCGAUUACAUCAUCUACGCUCUGUUGAAGGAGGUUCUGGCCAAGUCGAAGCUGGAUCCUGCUCUUGUGGAAGACGUUUGCCUUGGAAAUGUCAACGACGGUAAAGCCGCCUACCUCGUCCGCGCUGCCUCUCUUGCAGCGGGAAUCCCCCACACAGCUGGCGGCUCCUCCGUGAACCGGUUCUGCUCAUCCGGUCUGAAAGCCGUCCAGGAUAUCGCGAAUCAGAUCCAGCUAGGUGCCAUCGACGUUGGUAUUGCCGUCGGCGCAGAGAUGAUGUCCGCUUCGGGGGACAGGCUCGACCGCCCCUUUAACGAGGAGGUGCUGAAGAGCCAAGAAGCUGUGGACUGCAUGCAGCCUAUGGGCCAGACAUCCGAGAAUGUCGGCGCAGACUUUAAUAUCAGUCGUGAGCAGCAAGAUAUCUAUGCGGCGGAGUCUUAUCGGCGCGCCGAGGCAGCCCAGAAAGCCGGUUGGUUUGAUGACGAGAUCGUCCCGAUUACGACGAAGGUGAAGGAUCCCAAGACCGGCGAGGUCAAGGAGGUUACUUUAACCAGGGAUGAAGGGAUCCGAUAUGGCACUACUGCAGAGGGAUUAUCGAAGAUUAGACCUGCGUUUCCGCAGUUUGGAACCCGGAGUACUGGAGGUAAUUCCAGUCAGGUUACUGAUGGAGCCGCUGCUAUCCUCCUCAUGCGCCGUUCGAAAGCCAUUGAACUGGGUCAACCCAUCCUGGCUAAAUUCUGCGGCGCCACUGUCGCCGGUGUACCUCCGCGCGUAAUGGGCAUCGGACCUACCGCAGCAAUCCCUAAGCUUCUGUCCAAGUUCAACCUCGAGAAAACCGACAUCGACAUCUACGAGAUCAACGAGGCCUUUGCCUCGAUGGCCGUGUACUGCCUUGAGAAUCUAGGACUGGAGCAUGCCAAGGUGAACCCGCGCGGCGGUGCGAUUGCGCUAGGUCAUCCGUUGGGAGCGACGGGGGCGCGCCAGAUCUGUACGAUUCUCAGUGAGGCGAGACGCACACAGAAGAAGGUUUUGGUGACGAGUAUGUGUAUUGGUACUGGGCAGGGUAUGGCGGGUUUGUUAGUUAAUGAGCAGGUGUAA
Aspergillus ochraceoroseus IBT 24754 is the source of this 1589-nucleotide messenger RNA. RefSeq names its product putative 3-ketoacyl-CoA ketothiolase (Kat1) (gene kat1). Gene Ontology annotation, biological process: fatty acid beta-oxidation; phenylacetate catabolic process. The record is from RefSeq and is a predicted model, not a curated record. NCBI's taxonomy places the organism in Eukaryota, Fungi, Ascomycota, Eurotiomycetes, Eurotiales, Aspergillaceae. Gene Ontology annotation, cellular component: peroxisome. Gene Ontology annotation, molecular function: acetyl-CoA C-acyltransferase activity. The transcript has 5 exons. Bases 294 to 1589 code for a protein of 431 amino acids.